AUGUUCUCCCAGCUCUGUCCUGACACCCUCUGGGUCCUGCUGCUCAGCCUCCUCUUCAUCCCUGCAGCACAGACAGCAAAAUGCCCACAGGAGUGCAUCUGUGACCAGAUUCAGCUCACUGUGACCUGCGUCAACAAGAACCUGACCCAAGUUCCUCCUACUGUUGACGAGAUCACGGUGAAAUUAGAUCUUCGAGGCAACGACAUCCAGGAACUUCCCACCGGGGCUUUCAAACACACUCCCUACCUGACUCACCUGUCGAUGCAGCGCUGUAACAUCCGCAGGGUGAAGGAAGGGGCUUUCCGCGGCCUCGGUCGCCUGGUCUUCCUCAAUCUGGCCAACAACAAUAUUGAAAUCCUCUACCAGGAGUCCUUUGACGGCCUGUCCUCCCUGAAACAACUCAUGAUCGACCGAAAUCGUGUGGAAGAGAUCCAGCCCGGAGCUUUCUCUCAGCUCGGCUUCCUCAACCUGCUAUCGCUUACACACAACCAGCUGGUCUACAUCCCCAACAUGGCCUUCCAGGGUUUGCAGAACAUCAAAUGGCUUCGUCUUAGUCACAACUCUCUAAACUACCUGGACACUGAAGCCUUCGCUGGUCUGUUCACGCUCACCCGUCUCAGUCUGGACCACAAUGAACUGCAGUUCUUCCCCACUGAGACCAUGACCAGACUCCCAGAGGUGACCCGUCUUGAUAUGAGCUACAACCCGAUGACUUACCUCGGCGAGGAGGUGGUGUCCAUGGCCAAACUGACCCAUCUCUUCCUGGACCACAUGUCCCUGCAGGACAUGGCCAACACAGCUGUAUCAAAAUGCCCCAACCUCGUCCACCUGGACAUCAGCAACAACCAGCUGCGAGUCAUCCAGCCCUUCUCUGAAGGUUCACCCAAUUUGGCACGCCUCAACCUGGCUGGGAACCCCAUCUACUGCAACUGCUACCUGCGUCCACUCAGGGAGUGGUCGAUCCGGAACAAGGUGAAGCUGAUAGGAACAUGUGGAGGACCGGCCCAUCUGUCGGGGGAAAACCUGGAGGCCGUUCAGCCUCCUGAGCUGCGCUGUCAGAGCCAGGAGGCCAUGCUGAAGGCCGAGUUCGAGGAGGCAACCCGGAUCACACGACCCACACAAGAACCGGAGAACAAGGUCAAGUGUCCUGCCAACUGUGUCUGCGAG
Messenger RNA from Plectropomus leopardus (leopard coralgrouper), 1167 nucleotides. Lineage: Eukaryota; Metazoa; Chordata; Actinopteri; Perciformes; Serranidae. The record is from RefSeq and is a predicted model, not a curated record.